This is a messenger RNA of Mycena citricolor, 5564 nucleotides long. The record is from the annotation of a GenBank genome assembly. NCBI's taxonomy places the organism in Eukaryota, Fungi, Basidiomycota, Agaricomycetes, Agaricales, Mycenaceae.
GUGGUUACCGCUUCACUUCAUCUCGCCGCUCUUUCAACGUCCAUCGCUCGCUGCCUCUGACACUGCCGGCGACUGGAUCGCUCUGGUGUCGUACAGAAUAACCUAACACCCUCGACUCUCUUUCUACAAUGUGUGCCUGUGGUGGCCCCAAAUGGAAGCGCGAGGUCGUUCAAGACCAUAAGUUCGACUUCAUCUCCGUCGCCGACUUCCGGGAUAACGGCUUCAAAAUGCGCAUGAAAUACUUCUUCCUGUUCAUGAUCUUCUUCAAGUCUUUCGCCGUAUACAUGUCGGACAUCUUUACCGCCGUGACCAUGUUGACGACAACGGGCUGGUCGAAUCAGAUCUUCAACGCAUGCACGGCCCAGUCCUCCGGCUGUGUGUUCAUUCCUUUCAAUACUGGCAAGUGGUUGUUUGUGGGCUGCAUUAUCUUCUCGUUCCUGUUGCUGGGAUACGAGUCUCGCAAGGCCAAGCUUAUUGUUGCGAGUCAUGACAUCUCAUAUGCGUUUACCAACGUGCUGGCCAACAACUACUAUUCUCUCCGGUCAUACGAUCAUUUUUGUUUCUUUGACCAUAUCAGCAACUCCACUAAGACGAGCGACGACUUUGCUUUCUUUGUGUUCUUCGUUUUCAAGAGUUGGAAGCGGGUGUUGUUGGCUGACGGCCCUCGUCAGACGAUCAAUGCUCUCACUCUUUACGCUGUGUGGGAAACUAAGCACGCCAAAGCCGGAUGGGAUAUCAGUGCCUAUUUCGCAGGGAACACUCCCUCGACAUCCAUCCUGCUUGUGACUACUCUGUUCACUGUGAUCGUUUUCUCCGGUUCUCUGCUGCUCUUGGUUGCUGCCUGCUUCUGUUAUGUUCCUUUGCUCUGCUACAUCCGUGGUAACUUGAAGGAAUAUUGCUGCCACAAAGUCGACAAGCGUAUCGAGCAUGUGAUCAAGAAGCGUCAAAAGCAGAGACUGGACGAGAAUCAGAAACAGGCGUUGCGCGAAGCCCGUGGCGACUUCUCUCAUCUCAAGAACAAGAAAGGUGUCUUUACUUCGAAGCCUCUUCCGCAGCCUACCCUGCCAAACCUCUCCGUGGACGACGACUUGGACGACAAGGCCUCAAUCUACACCCGCGGUCCUGCUCCAAGCACGUACACCCAGGACUCGUAUUACUACAGCGAUCACAAGUCGAAUCCUCCUGCGAUGCCCGCAUAUAACCCCUAUUCCAAUUAUCAAGCUCCAGACGCUUAUGCGAAAUACAACCCAUCGCAGGCCACGCUUGCUCAGGACGAGUAUCAAACUCAGUAUGGCGACGAAAGCACGACACAGCUUACUUCUGGCGCUGCACCAUUUGCUCAUGGACAACACAACAUCGUCCGUCCGGGAUCAGCUGCCCCUCCUAACCCGUACUACGCCGAACCCAUUGACCGAGCCGGAUCCGUCGCACCAUACUACGCCGAACCCAUCGAUCGUGCUGGCUCUGUUGCACCUUACUAUGCGGAACCGGUGAAUCGAACUGGCUCUGUUGCGCCGCCCGAAUCAUACUACGGGGAAGCUCCCCAGUACUCCCACUCCCAAUAUCCCACGGAUCGCACAGGAACCCCCAGUCAGAACUUCGACCCGUCGGAUGUAUACCAGGGCCGGGCAGUGCCCAGUCCCCGUCCCCAACAGCGAGCCGCACCGGGCGCGUUUACAUCUCCGCCCAGUGGCCUAGCCUAUGAAGAUUCGGAUGCCUACGGAGGACACCCUCAGCAUUCUCAGCAGCAAUCAUGGCGUUCCGGUCCCGACCCCGAACAAGGCCGUUAUUAGGCUCGCUUUCUAUGGACGUACUCAUACCGUGUACUUGUACAAUGCAUUAAUCCAGGCCGGAGCGAAAACGGAAGAUACAUAAGAAUAUAGAUUAAGCAAUGAGCUUCUCAUAGAGAAUGAUGCCGAUAAGCAGAACAAGUACAAGAAUGAUCGCCCCAGUCACAACCCGCUGCUGGUACAUCCUAGAAUAUCCUGUUUGAGCUAUUCGUGAAUGACAUUCAUCAGCGUAGAGCCGCACCUUCUGAUCAUUCCCUUGAGUGUUCCGGACGCGCGGUCGAUGUGGGUGUUGGCGGCUUCCAACUACGACCGUUGAGGGCGAGUAAGAAAGGGAAGGGGAGAACGCACGGUAUCACGAGAGUGAACGAUUUGUUCUCUCUGUUGACGCAGGUUCAUCAGGAUGUCCGCGCCUUGGCUUUCAGUUUCAAGGGCGAUACGAUGCGAGUCCUGGAGCCGUUUGGUGCCAUCCUCGAGAACAGCAGUUCCUGCCAGAAGUCGGGUGCGAUCGGUGGCCGGACCGUAAGGCUCAUCCGAAGUGAAGGCUCCAGAAUGCUUCGACGAGGCUAACAGAGCGCUACGAGCGAGCUGAGCAUGCACCUCCUUAUACUGCUUCUUGUAUCGUGCGAGCUCGAGCUUGGCGUUCUUCAAGCGGGUUUGAUACUGCGGUCGUAUUGACUGAGGAAUGCCCUGGAUUUCAAUCUCCAUUUGCGAGACCUAGAUUACGUCGGCAAAUGGCAGGACAUGGUCGGAGAAGCAUCCCGUACCAUCUCGUCUGCCUCGUCGAGCUCCAUUUCGGCUCUCCUUAGAGAAGCCUUGCGUUGUUCUGUGGGUGGCUGAGUUGCUGCGGGCGGAGGGGCGCAAGGUCUAUACCGCCGCUGUCAUCUUUGCCUUCACCGUCCAGCUUCUGGCGAAUGGUCUCUAUGAAUUGUUGGAAGUCCUGCUCAUAAGAAUCGAAAAGGGUGGUGGGUGAAUUGUUCAUCGUCGUGAAGGGAGGGAAUAAGGUGCACUUGCACGUGUCCGACCCGAUUCGGCUUUCGAGAGUGACUGUCAUAUUCGUCCACUUCCGCGACCAUGUCCAGCUCAGCGGUAUCUCUAUACCUGGACCCGCAAAUCCGGGACUGGGUUCUUUUCCCCAUCACUUUGGUUAUGAUCCUUGUGGGGAUCCUGAGGCACUAUGUCGUUGUCCUUCUCCAAGCCUCUCCUCAAAAGCUCUCGCGCGAAGCUCUUCGUGAACAGCGUGCUUUGGCGCGUUCUCAAAUCUUGCGAGCUACCUCUGCCAACUCACCCAUACCUCCGACGUACUAUCGCUCUAUUUCGCGACAUCUCUCGGAGGCGUUCGAGGCUGGCACGUAUCUGAAAGACGGGCCUCCUCGUGAGGGUGACGCACCGAAAGGACCUCCCAACCCCAUGAGCGACCCGGCAGCUAUGGAGGGGAUGAUGGGUGGACUGAAAACUCAAAUGGUUAUGAUGGUCCCUCAAAUGGUCAUCAUGGGAUGGAUCAAUUUCUUCUUCCAGGGCUUUGUUCUGAUCAAGCUUCCCUUCCCGUUGACUCUGGGAUUCAAGUCCAUGCUGCAACGAGGCAUCGAGACUCCAGACAUGGACGUCCGCUGGGUUUCGUCUCUGUCCUGGUACUUCCUCAACUUCUUUGGUCUCAAUGGUCUAUAUCGUCUUAUUCUGGGUGGUGACAAUUCCGCGGAUUCCUCCCAGAGCAUGACCUCUUUCAAUACGGCACCGGCUGCUGGUCCACAGGAUUACUCGAAAUUGUUCAAGGCGGAGAAAGAUCACUUGCAGUUCUCUGACGGUCAAUAUAAAUGGAUCGGGGAGGAAGUAGAAGAUCGCAUUUUGCGUCGUUACGGUAAAUUAUAAUCACGUUUCUCUCAGGCUCGGAUUCGUUGGUCCUGCUCGUUGUUGUAUCCACUCCAGUCCACAACAAGUGUUGAACAAUACUAAUUACGUCAUGUGAUCGCAUAUCGCCGUCGGCACACCCCAUAACACCACGAACACGACAACGUGUCACUGGGUACACCAUUGAACACUUACUCACAAUCCUCCAUGACGGCUCUGGUUGAAAUUCGUGUAGAGUUACCUGCAUACUCUCACACAAUUACAAUCAGUGUCCCGGAGGAGAGUACCGUCCUUGACGUCAAGGAGGAGAUAUUCCGGGCAUGCGCCGGUGGGCCUCGCGUGCAGGGUCAGAGAAUCAUCUGGAGGGGACGUUCCCUUCUAGAUACAGAGAAAGUUCAGGAACUCUGGCAGUCUCCUAACGACCCCCGGAUCGUCCAUCUUGCUGUGCACCCAUCGGCCUGGACGACUUCUCCACCGGACAUUUCGCGACCUUCCUUGCCUGAAACUUCCUCUCCCGCACCCGCAACGCCUUCUGCAGCGCCUCUCCCCACGUCCUUUCCGGCGGUUCUGUCCUCCCGAUUACAAUCGGUCUAUGCCCAACCCGGUAUUAGCGCACCAGGUCCACUCACAUAUGUGGUGGCCAGACAUCAGCAAGCCCUGAAUACGAUGGAGAACAUCAAGGUCUCGCCGCUAGAUGCUAGCACGCUUGCUUUCAAGAUUCUUGCUGUCCAGAUCGUGGAGCGUCACGGGUGGUCGUGGCCCCCCGUCUUGGACGAAGAGUUCCCGUUGGUGGAGGACGGUGUUGGGGUGAAGUAUGAGCGUGCUAUUGUUGAUGGGCAGAGCUACCUGCGACUUGUCAAUCCAGAUAGCCAACCGACUGCUGUGCAGAUGCACGCAUUGAAUGUACUCUCUCAUACCUUCCCCAUACUGGCAUUACCACCCAUCAUCUCACAAUCCCGGGUCAUUCCAUCUCAAACUCCGGCCCCAAAUGUGCAAGCUCUAUUGCAGCAGCUGGGUCUCCCGGCUGUUCGCCAUGGCGGCAACGGCAACCUCGCUCCGAAUGCGGCACCUCAGAUGCAAGCCAUCGACAUCCCCCUUCGGCCAUUGCUGAUUCCGCUGUUCUUCAUGACAUUGCGCGUGGCGAUUCUGCUGUACUUCUUUGCCCCUGCCCGCAAGCCUUUGUUCGGUGCAAUAAUUGUCAUGUGGAUGCUGUAUGAAGUGAUCAGAGGAGGACUUAUCCGUGGAUUGAAUCGGGCUCCUGAGGCUGAUCAACGGGCGGCGGCAGCUGGCGGGGGCCGCCCGGCUCAGCCUCACGCUGCAGGAAAUGUUGGUGGUGGUGGUGGUGGUGCCGCUGCGCAUCCCAAUGCUGCUGCCAAUGCCGCGCCGGCCCCCGCGGUACCAGGCGCUGCUCCAGUUGGCCCGAGGGCAGCUGGUGCCAAUGACUUUGACAGCCACAUUGCCGCUGUCUUUGACGUGUUGGGCAGUUACAACUUGGAUAACGAACAGGAGAUACUCCGCGUCAAUGCCGCGGAGCCUACCUUCACUAGCAGGGCCAUGGCGUUCGUGACGCUGUUUGUGGCUACGAUGCAUCCCGCAGUAUGGAACCGGCGGCGCAACUUGCUUCGACGUCGGGAGACACAAAUCAGGAUCGACGCCAGUGCGCGUGCUGCCGACCUGGACCGGGAAAAUCAGGAACCAGAACAGCAGGAGAGGAUCCGUCGCCAAGAGCGCCUGGUUGCAGAGCAUCAGCAACGACCCCGAUGGAUCCGGGAGUACACGGAAAGGGUUGUGCACGAGACGUGGGUUGACGAGGCUGAUUGAUGGGCUGCAGCGGCAUACUAGGUCUCGGAUACAUGCAUUUACUUUAUAUCGUUUUGAAUGUCGAAUGUAUACAUUGCUUCCAUGAAAUUGGCGAGGACGGAACGUGAA